GAGCGUCACAAAGACCCACAGCUCCGGUACCAGGCUACCGUGGAAGCCCUUCGGAUUAACUUUUCACUUGACUUCACUUCACUUCUCUUUAGAGAGACAGCUUUCUUCCUCUCGUGCGUCUCUCUACGGUCAGUCGGUGGAAUGGCAGAGAAGCGACGCUCUUCGUGCAAUCUGAGCGUCAAGGCGCACGCGUUCUCGGUGGAAGCUCUCAUCGGGGCAGAGAAGACACGGAAGCUCGGGGACGACGACACCGGGGUGUGCUGUCUUGAUGAGUGGACCGAGGUGUUGGAACUUCCCGCUAACGGAGGGGAGAGAGAGAAGAAGGUGUACGACCGCGCCAUCGACCGGGGCAGCGAGAUAGAGUGUGCUAGUGACGUCUCGCCGGAGAGUUGUGAAGUGGUGUUGGAGGCCCAGGCCCAGCGCACGCCGCCGGUAACAGUAACGGUUCCCGGAGAGGAGAUGAGCGUGGACUUGCAGGGCUCCGACCUGUGGAAACGGUUUCACGAGAUUGGCACGGAGAUGAUCAUCACGAAGGCCGGCAGGCGGAUGUUCCCCGCUAUGCGCGUGAAGAUCUCGGGUCUGGACCCCCACCAGCAGUAUUACAUCGCCAUGGACAUUAUCCCUAUGGACAACAAAAGAUACAGGUACGUGUACCACAGCUCCAAGUGGAUGGCUGCGGGUAACGCAGAUUCCCCGGUUCCACCACGUGUGUAUGUCCACCCGGACUCGCCGGCUUCGGGUGAGACUUGGAUGCGUCAGGUGAUCAGCUUCGACAAACUCAAACUGACCAAUAACGAGCUGGAUGACCAGGGGCAUAUCAUUCUCCACUCCAUGCAUAAGUACCAGCCACGUGUGCAUGUGAUUCAGAAGGAGCGUGGCGAGGAGCUGUCUCAUGUUAGAGCCGUUCCCCAGGGAGACGGAACCAGAACACUCAGCUUCCCAGAGACCGUCUUCACCACUGUCACCGCAUACCAGAACCAACAGAUCACCAAGCUGAAGAUUGACAGGAAUCCAUUUGCCAAAGGCUUCAGAGACUCCGGACGAAACCGGAUGGGCCUGGACGCUCUGGUAGAGUCAUAUGGGUUCUGGCGUCCUUCUCUCAGAAGCCUGAUGUUUGAAGACAUCCCUGGAAUGAAACAAGGAGUCCCGGGGUCGCAUGGAGUCCCAUCUCACCUGCUCUCCUCUUCUCCUUGCUCCUCCCCAUUCAAGGUGUGCCCUCAUUCUCCCCUGGACUACACCUGCAGCCGACCAACACACCCCCUCCAUCACUACGUCAACCCCGCUUCCCCCUUCCCCCUUCAUGUGGUGCGAAGACCGUCAGCUUAUGACCCUGAAGCAUUCUUCUCCAUGUCCCGACCCCCCUCUCAGAUUGGCAACCUGCAUCCUCCACCCCGCCAGGGCUACGGUAGUAUCUGCCUCCAUUCCCCCCACUACGGUCUCUACGGUUACUCCAACCCCCCCACUAACAUCGCAGCCAACCCAGACAAGAUGGCGGUUUCUUGUGCUGCUGUGGCCAAUCAGAACCCUUUCCUUGGCUCCUCCCCCAGUGGAACCCUGAUGGACAGUCUGUGCACGCUCAAUGGAGACCAGCAGGCCAACUUCCUUUUUGACUCUCGGACGCUGGGAUUGUCUGUGAGCCCGUCAGGGGGAGGGGCUUCACAGGUCACCGCCCACAUGACCUGAGACACGCUUCUAAACCCUGAUCCCCAAGGUUGCUAUGGCAACAGGCUGCUGCUCCGUGGAGAGGGUGUGGUGUGGAAUCACCAGCCAAUGAGGCUUGAUUAGACAUCUCACAGACCAAUGGGGAGAGAGAGAGAGCUGGUUUGUGUUAAAGAGAGAGAAAUAGAUCCACUGACUAAUGGGACAAUUUUAUUAGCUACCUGUUGUUGUUAUUGUUGUUUUUUCUAAGCAUCUUAUUAAAGGAAUAAAUGGACUGGGA
This is a messenger RNA of Oncorhynchus keta (chum salmon), 1939 nucleotides long. RefSeq names its product T-box transcription factor TBX18-like. The transcript has 8 exons. Gene Ontology annotation, molecular function: DNA-binding transcription factor activity, RNA polymerase II-specific; RNA polymerase II cis-regulatory region sequence-specific DNA binding. Gene Ontology annotation, biological process: somitogenesis; regulation of transcription by RNA polymerase II; positive regulation of DNA-templated transcription. The coding region runs from base 142 to 1683 and encodes 513 amino acids. The record is from RefSeq and is a predicted model, not a curated record. Gene Ontology annotation, cellular component: nucleus. Lineage: Eukaryota; Metazoa; Chordata; Actinopteri; Salmoniformes; Salmonidae.